This is a messenger RNA of Nelumbo nucifera (sacred lotus), 1556 nucleotides long. The record is from RefSeq and is a predicted model, not a curated record. NCBI's taxonomy places the organism in Eukaryota, Viridiplantae, Streptophyta, Magnoliopsida, Proteales, Nelumbonaceae.
CUCUCUCUCUCUCUCUCUCUCCCCAUGGAGGCUGCUGGUUCAGCGCUAAAUCUCCACACUUCCAAGUACUUAAUGCGUCAUGCAUAUUCAGUCCUUUUUUAUCUCAUCAGGUUUUCCACUUUCUUGAGCAUGAUUUUGAUGGAAGCUUUUCUGUUUCUAAACAAAUGGAGACCCAUCUACCAACUUCUCCCCUUAUCUUAUUUUGUUUUGUUCCUUGUAGUAGUUCAACGCUUUCUUUCAAGCACCUGUUCUAUCUAUAUGGUGGACUACUCAUGUCUCAGGCCACCGGGCUUCUGUAGGGUCCCUUUAUCAUUCUUCGUUGAGCUUGUUUCCAAUGCGAAUAUCUUUAACAAAGAAACCGUGGAUUUUAUGGCCAAAAUCAUCACUUCUUCCGGACAAGGAGAAGAGACCUACUUCCCACCUUCACUGCACUACAUCCCACUAAGAUCCCAUCAGCAGGACUCCAUUAAUGAAGUACACAUGGCCCUGUUCCCUGUCAUGGACGACCUUCUCUCUAAAACCAACAUAUCUCCUGCUGACAUAGACAUCCUUAUUGUUAACUGUACCGUCUUCUGUCCAUCUCCUUCUCUCCCUUCCAUCAUCGUCAACCGGUACGCCAUGAGAGAUGACAUUAAGACCUUUCAUCUCUCUGGAAUGGGUUGCAGUGCUUCGUCAGUUGCUCUCACUCUCGUCAGUGAUCUCCUAAAGGUUUACAAAAACUCUAACGCUGUCAUUCUUAGCACCGAGAUCCUCUCCGCCGGGUGGUACCCCGGCAACGAGCGAUCCAAGUUGCUCCUCAACUGCACCUUCCGCAUGGGUGGUGCAGCCAUCUUGCUUACAAACAGAAACAAAGCCCGAGAAACCUCCAAAUACAAACUGUUUCGAACUGUAAGAUCCCAAAUAGCUUCCAUCGAUAAAGCUCACUUUUCUGUGAUGCGAGAGGAGGAUUCCCAAGGCAAACUUGGGGUAAACAUCAACCAGAACUUCCUGCAGUUUGUUGGCUUGACUCUGAGGUCGCACAUCACUCUCUUUGGUGCGUCCAUCUUGCCCAUAAAAGAGAAGCUUCGUUACACUCUUUAUGUACUGAAGAAGCGAUUGAUGAUCAACCAAUCUGGAGAUAUUUACGUUCCCAACUUCAGAUCUGUGAUACAACACUUCUGUUUACCAGUGUCAGGAAUACCUUUUAUAAGGAGAAUAGGCAGUGGGUUGAAGCUUACAGAAAGGGAGAUGGAAGCAGCCAUCAUGACGUUCCAUCGGUUUGGAAAUCAGUCCUCAGCUGCCAUGUGGUACGAGCUGGGCUACAUGGAGGCAAAGGAGAUGGUGAAGCAGGGUGAUAAGGUGUGGCAGCUUGGGUUGGGGACAGGGUGGAAAGCCGCUAGUGUGGUAUGGGAGUGCCUCAGGGAUUUGUUGGAUGAGAAGGACAAUGGGCCAUGGUUUGAUUGCAUUGACAAAUAUCCCAUCAAUAGUCCACGUGUCUAGUUUAAUUCCUACGUACUACUGUUUGUUGAUGAUAUCAUAAGUGGAAAUUUAAUUAAAUGUAGAAACUUUCUUUUUUA